AUGGUUGGCGUGCCUGGCAAAAGUAAAGGCUGCAGCACCUGUCGUCGCCGCAAAAAAGGCUGCGAUCAGAAACGUCCCAUUUGCGGUCAAUGUGCCUCUAGUGGCUAUGUUUGCGGGGGAUAUAACCGCGACAGAACCUUCAUCCUUCAUCCUGCCAGCAAGGCCGUUGAAGGUGCUAUUUUUCUUCCUCAGGUCAAAGCCACCUCCAUCUCCCUUCCUGGGUCAAUUGAUCGGAAUGCUAUCGAGUCUCAAUGUCGAAGUCUCUUCUGGGACCUGUAUUUGCCCCAGGGUGACUGCGAAGUCCGGGAUGAGUUCAUCCUCAAAUGCAAACAUCCCAUGAAUUGGAUCGAAGUCAUCCAGAACAUCCAUCAACAGGAUGCUUCGCUUGAAAAUGCUUUCUCGGCCUUGAGCAUUUCCAGGGUUGGCCAAGGAAAUAGGGAUAUUCGCCUCGUCCGUGAAAGCACCAAACUUUACGGCAAAGCUCUCAAGGAAUUGCAGCUUGCUCUCUUCGACCCGGACCGAAUGCACUCGGAUCAUGUCCUGAUGGCAUGUAUGCUCCUUGGGUUAUACGAAGUUUUCGAGGGACCUGCUUUCAAUUCUCGAAGUUGGAUGGCCCAUGCUCAAGGAGCCGCUCGACUUAUCCAGCUCCGCGGCCCCCAACGUCACCAGAACUGGAAUGCUCACCAUCCCUUUCUCGCGUCUCGGACUCCGACAAUCUACGCCGCUAUUUUGCAGAGGAAGUCGACCUAUCUCGCAAACGAAGAAUGGCUGACCGUUCCCUGGGCAACACAGCAGCGGACCUAUUUUGACAGGAUGGUCGACCUGGCCACUGUCAUCCCAGGCAUCCUCGAGAAGUUUGACCUGCUCCGAGAAAGUGAUUCCGAAAGCGGCCAAGGGCUGAUGGAGACCCUGGAGCAAUGUCGAGAUCUACAGCUCCGGAUGAACCGGUGGAGAGAUGGCACCAAGACAACAGCCAGUCCUCGCGUGAUCAAACAUGCGUCGACGGAACAAGAUGGUUAUCCUUUCGACACCGAUCUCUGGUUUGAGAACCAUUUAUUUGUUCAAGCACGUUUAGUCUACCAUACGUCGUCGCUGGCCCUGGCCGAAGUGGUCGAUGACAUGGUCGGGGCAGUCCAACGUCGGGAUCAAAAGUUGCUCCAAUCCGUCGAGCCAACAUCACUAAGGGAGCUCUUUGACGCCGAGAAACAUGCCGCAGACAUAUGCCGAACAGUGCGUUACUGUCUACAGCCAGAGAUGGGGGCUCUGGGGGCACAUAUCAUCAACUUUCCUGCCAAUCUCGCUUUCACACAUUUUCAGCGCCUUGGCAAUACUGCGGCGACCGAAUGGCUCGUCACAGCUUUUCAAGAUGUCAAAGUGAGAGGGGUCCACGUGGAGAAUGUCUUCAACACCUUUCUCUCCAAAUCCGGAGACAGAGACAACAUGAAUUAUCAAGGCAAGAGGGAAUCCAGCGCAGAUUCGACCGAACCCGGUAUGUCGCCUUGCUCAUGUCAGAGUUUAGGCAGCACCACGACGACAUUUAUCUACGAAGACCCCUCUAAAUCUUACUAUGAUGCCAGCAACGAUCCUGACUGA
Molecule: messenger RNA, 1593 nt
Organism: Rhinocladiella mackenziei CBS 650.93
Lineage: Eukaryota; Fungi; Ascomycota; Eurotiomycetes; Chaetothyriales; Herpotrichiellaceae
Exons: 2
Coding region: 1-1593 (530 amino acids)
Biological process (GO): regulation of DNA-templated transcription
Molecular function (GO): zinc ion binding; DNA-binding transcription factor activity, RNA polymerase II-specific
Source: RefSeq, a predicted model, not a curated record